Molecule: messenger RNA, 3988 nt
Organism: Peromyscus maniculatus bairdii (prairie deer mouse)
Lineage: Eukaryota; Metazoa; Chordata; Mammalia; Rodentia; Cricetidae
Source: RefSeq, a predicted model, not a curated record
CUGGUCAGUUAUCAGUAUAAGUUAAAUACUGUGACUAAAGAUACAAUAAAACCUCUAUCAAAGCAGUAUUUAGCUGAGUGAUAUACCAGCUAAUAUAUGACACCAUAUGACUGGACCAUCAGCAUAUACAUCUAGCCUCCAACAACACAGAUAUGUAUGAUCAAGUAUUUCUACUGGUUCCAUUCACAUGGAGUUUGUACAGUUUAUGUUCUAAAGCACAAAAAUUGAAAAGAUGCUAUUAGAAACUGUUCUUGACUACAUAUACUGUAGUUGAAUUCCUAUGUCUUAAGAAAUGGUUCCUUCUAGUUGCUGACAGCUCACACAAAGGGAAGUCCAUUUCCUGCCAACAGACUAUAUCGUCAUAUACCACCUCAUAGUAGGCUCCUUCUGUGAUAGUGAUGACACACAGAAAGUGGUGACUGCUUUGCGUUGCCUUAGAAAUCAACCCAAGGAUCAACAGUAGGUAGUUGAAAAUCUGAAUUGAGGGCAGAAAUUCCGUGGUUAGAAACCAGUUCUUUGCAGAAUAGAGAAUGAGAAAUCAGAGCUCAGGGCAGAAGGGGCUGGAAGGAAGAAUGAAGAGCAAAGAAACUGUUCAUGGAGCUGGCAAAUAGCAGGACAAUGGCUGAAGCCAGGAACAAUGUGGAGAAAGAGCCUCAGACUGCAGAGCCGGCACAAGUGAGCACGAGGGCUUUGAGGAGAACAUGCAUUGCAAGACUACCACCGCAGAAUGGACCGCCGCCGAGAGCUGUCACCUCACAGCCGCCCAUGGUGGCAGACUCAGAGUGGUUUGGUCUGAGUGCAGAGGAACAACUGGCCUGGGCUAAGUGUUCUGAAGACCCUCGGAUUGCAGUAGGUUCCUAUUCCCCACUAGAAAAGAAAAUAAAGCGUUUAGGUGGCACCCAUUCUUCACGAGCGAGAAAACUGUUAGUCCAGGAGUUACAACAGGAGAGUGAAACAGUUGAUAAACUUAAGACCAUGUCUUUUGACUUCCGGUUUGCUAAAGCAGAUUCCUACUACUAUCAACAACAUCAAGAAAUGAUCAAAGAAGCAUGGAAUUAUACACCAGAUUCAGAAUGGAACAUUAACCCAGAGGAAGAGAAGAAGUCAAGAAGAAAAACAUCAGACAAUGAAAAAAAAUGGGACUAUCUAGUAUCUGAGAGAGAAAUAAAUCACAUAGAAAAACACAUACUGAGAGCUGAGCGGGCUAGAGGCCUCAGAGACGACAAAUAUAGACUACUCCCUGAGAGAAUUCCAAGUGAAACCCUUUCCCCAAAACCAUUAAUACAAGAAGAUGAAAAGAAUAAAAAUAUCCAGAAAACAUACAAAGCUGUACCCCAAAAGCCCAAAGUAGCAUGGGCAAAGGAGCAGAUGAAGCGACAUAAAGACCGAAUGAUUCGAGCGAGAGAACUCACAGAACAGAAGAAUGAUGAAAAGAAGACUCAAAAAUUCCCCAGCCAUGGUCGUCCUCUCUUCAAAUCACGAGUGAAGAAGGAGGAAAAGAAAGAGUUUGAAAAGGUCACAGCUUAUCCUAUCUACCAGCCUUCCCAGGAAAAACUUAUAGAGGUGACUAUUCUGAUGGAAAAGUCGAAAGUGGAUAAAAUACAAAAACCACUCCACAGAGAGCUCUUGAGUAUGCCACCAUUUCUGAAAAGUCAACUAGAAAAGAAAAAAAAGCUUAAAUUAUUUCCUUGAUGAUUGUAUUUCUUUCUUAGAAUAUUUUAUAGUAAUUAGUACAGUGAAAUCAUGGAAAACAGACAUCUAAGGGGGAAAUGGCAGCUCUAGACAUACAUAUUAGAAAAGCACAGUAUUGAGGCCACAGGUUGUUCAAUUCCAUUCUUAUGGUACUCACUGGUCAGGGCUAAGGAGUAAGAACAUGAAAUGAGAACAGAUGGCAGCUAAUGGCAUAGGAUUGGGGGAGGGGUGCUCUAGAGUAUUUUUUGGUGAUGGCUGCAUGCCCCAAAGAUGUUAAGGCACUGAAUCAUGUCCUAAUUGGAUGAGUUGGAUUGAGGAUGAACUCUCAGCAAAGCUGUUCUGACAGAAGGAAAGGACAGCUAGUGUUUAGAGAAGAGGAAUCAAUCCUGAAAAUAAAGGGCCGACCAUCCUGCAAGGUUCUAAACAUUAGAGUUUACACUUUUAAAUUCCUGAAGGCAAGGUAGGGGAGACGUUUCAGCAGGCUAAAGUGCUUCUUAUGCAAGCCUGACGACCUGAGUUCAGAUCCCCAGAACUCAUGUAAAAACCAGACAUGGGUGCACAUGUCUAAUCCCAGUACUCUAAUAGCAAGAUUGAAGGUGGAAACCAAAGUCCACAGAAACUCAUGGACAGUAAGUAGUGCACAGUACAGCAGCAAACAAAAGAAACCCUGACUCAAACAAAGUGGCCGGAGAGGACUGGGACCCAAGGUUACCCUCUAACCACCAGAUGUGUACUGUGGUACACACGUGCCCUUAACAUAUACAUGCCUCAUAUACACACAUACACAAAAAUAAAUAAAAUCUUGAAGGCAGAGAUAAUCACUAGGAAUUGGCAAGAGGUUUGAACGGACAAAACAAUGGAUACUUCAUAGAUGUCUGGGCAGAGCCUGAGCAAGAUGGACAAAAAGACUACAAGGGAAGUAGUGAUGGGGGAAGGGGAGGAGUUUACAGAAUGAACUUGCCUGCGAAAUAUGGUAAAAAUUCUGGUACAGAGAUUUUAAGAUUUGGGAAAUUAUUUUAUUACAUGUUUUUAAGUGGCCAAUAAUCACUUAACAUAGCUCUAGCCUCUUUAAACACAAAAUUCCAAGACUCUUCCCUUAUAGUAUAAAUACAUUAUGGUAAAAAGCAAAGGAGUAGAAGAGUGGGAGGGAGCCAGGAGAGAGAAACUCGAAGAAUGUAGAUUUAAGGGGUAAAAUUUCACAUCAAAUACAGCAUUACCCAUUGGAGUUAAUUUGGAAAGCAACUGGUAAAAGUGCAAAGUGGUAAAACUGGGAAAGGAGCUACUCCGCCAGGGUUUUGAAACAUUUCCAAAUGAUUGUAUUAAAUUCUUAGGUAUUACUUUGUGUGUAUAUAUCACGGGAAGGGGGCACGUCACACAGCACACAUGUGGGGGUCAGAGUUGUAGAGCUGAUUCUCCCUUCUUUACAUGGGGAAUGGGGAUGAAGCAUUCAUUCCCUGAACCAUCUCACCAGCCGCCAAGUGUGGUUUUUGGUUUUUGGUUUGUUUUUGGUUUUUUUUUUUUUGGAACAGGGUUUCUCUGUGUAACAGCUCUGGCUAUCCUGGAACUCACUCUGUAAACCAGGCUGGUCUCGAACUCACAGAGACCCACCUCCUCUGCCUAUGCCUGAGUGCUGGGAUUAAAGGUGUGCACCAUCUCUCACGCACACCCCCACUCCCCACCCCCGCCAAGCGAUUCUUAUUUAAAGAGGUAAGAUGGCAAUCACAGGACUUUGUGUGGAUUGUUUUAAAGAGAGAAGCAUGGUGAAGGAAAACACCAGACCAAGUAGAAGAGAUGACUGAUAGGGCUGUCUCCUGGGACAGAGGAAGACCUUGAACCCAGACCUUUCCUGAAAAAGUGCCUGCAAGAGGAAGGAAAGUUAAAAAGAGAAAGCUAGGGAGAAGGAACCCAGAAAGCAUCCAGGGCCAACUGAAGGCCCAACAUGGAUGAGCAGGGCAGAGGGACAUGCAGGAGGGUGAGCCCACACUUGGUGCUGCCAGGGGCACAGUCCAAUCUGACUUGCCAGAGGAUAUAACGGUGUCUUGAGUAUAAAGCAUAGGCCAAGUCACAUCAGAAAAUACUUGACAAUUUUUAACCUACAAAAAAGCGAUUUCAUUUGGCACAACCUAUCUGUUGGCUUGGCCAGCUAAUUUUAUAAUUAGAACAUUAAAAAACAAAACAAAAAACACUAUGAUAAUCUGUGAGGCACUGACAAUCUAAAACUUUUAUUGGAACAGGACUAGAAAAAGGAGGACCAUACCCUCCCCCCCAAGAGACAAUAAAGACAAUUAUUUGUGAA